This is a messenger RNA of Symbiodinium pilosum, 4293 nucleotides long. The record is from the annotation of a GenBank genome assembly. Lineage: Eukaryota; Dinophyceae; Suessiales; Symbiodiniaceae.
AUGUUGAACAGCAAGACAUCGAAAGAUAAGAUCAAGACUGCCGAGGAGCUGGAGAAUCUCAACAUGGCCUUCCGCGCGAUGCGCAGUGCCAUCAGGUCCUGGUCCCUCUUUGUGCCACCAUCAGUGGUAGAGCGUUUCUAUGUCGCUGGCCUUGAGGCGAAAGUUGGAGUUGCCAGAUGUGAGGUCACGGUUCUGUUUUGUGACAUUGAUGGCUUCGAGGAGACAUGCCGCGAGAUGCAUCCUGAUGCAGUGCUGAGUAAGCUGACAGGCGUUCUGGGGACAAUUGCCGAUGAAAUACAGCUGCAGAACGGAACUUUCUUAGAGUUCAUCAGUGAUGAGGUCAUGGCUGUCUUCAAUGCGCCCAAUAAACUGCCAAACCAUGCUUCAGCCGGGUUACUGUGCGCUCUUGCGAUCCAGAAGGCUGUUGUGCAGCACAAGGUGCUGGUGGCAAAUCAGGAAAAGCAUAUCGUGAAAUGGCGGGCGCUUAUGCUGGCGCUCGCCUGCCGCGGCUGGAAUAUUGGUUCCCACCAGCGCAUCAAGUACGGUUUGUUGGGAGAUGGUGUCAACCUUGCAGCGCGGAUGAAAGGCUUCGUGGCUUCUUGUCCUUUUGUGAAAGACCAGGAUCAUGCUCUUGGCAGGCCAGUGGACCUCGUCGCCGUGAAGGGCAAGAGUGAACCCACCAAGGUUUGCGAAGUCAUAGGUUUUAUGCAUGAACAUCCGUCGCUGGCAGAGGCAGUCAAGCGCCACCAGCUGGCUUUUGACCUGUACCUGGCACGGAAGUUCAGGGAAGCAAUGGAGAAGUUCGAAGAGGUUUCCUCUCUCCUAGCGGUUGCGGACAGACCUGAUGAUGAAACGUCGAACAUGAUGAUCUGCAGAUGCGAGGAGUACAUGAAGAACCCUCCGCCGCCAGAGUGGGACGGUGUGGAGCACCUCAAAUCCAAGUCGUUCGGCGUGCCGCAGCGUCCGAAAAAUCAAACCAAAGACAGCAUCAUUGGUGACGCGCAGCAGCAAAAUGAUGCGAAACUCGCUCAAGAGAUGGCGAACGGGAUUCUGCCAGCAGAAUCUGUGGAGUCUCAUGUUCUACAGGUAGAGGAUGGCGAAGGUAAGGAUGCCGAUGAAGGGAACGGGUACGAACCAGCGCGCCUUCAGAUAUGGUGGGCAUUUGAUUCGUCCAACGGUGGCAUUCAACCAGUCGCCUCGAAUCGGCAGAAGCCUGUCGUCGGCCGCACAUUUCCAGACUUUGGUCGCAUUGUUUCACGAAGUCCAGGAAGCACAGCGCGCUUGCAGGAAAAUGAGGCAGGCAGAAGUGAGCUGUUUGGACCCGCGUUGGUUCUCAAUGUUGGCGGCACUCUGUUCAGGACAACCCCAAGCACGUUGCGGAAGGCCCCCUUUUUUGACUCCAUGUUGCGACACACGGUUGAGGGUGGUUUUGGUGCAACAGUGGACAGUGAAGGCCACUGGCUUUUUGCAUGGUCUUCAUCCUACGGACACCGCCUGCUAGGCCACUACUUCGUGGACCGCUCCGGGUUCAUAGAUGCUAUCCGGGCAGAGGCCAGCUUCUACGGAUUGGAAGGGGAUCAGCAACUGCCAGUGCCACGCAUUACCGAAUAUGUGUCGGUCUGGCAGCACAAGGAUGACACUUCUAUCUACGUGGAUUGCUUGGAGCAAACCAUCAGAGAGGAGGGGUCGCCGUCUGUACCACACGCCGGAUGUGACAGUGUGAACGGCGACAAUGGGCCGCGCGAGGACGUAAAGGGCGCCAAGGUUGUGCGGACAUCGCUCGCUACGGCCGCGGUCCAUGCCACCAGUCGCCACCGGUUCGGCCAGGCCAGACCGCGCAAAGUCCCGGGGGCAGGCGGUCUCGCGCACAUUGGAGAGCGCCCGCAGCAGUUGUUGAAGUUGAAGUCCGCCAUAGCUAAGGUCUCCGACAGCAACACCUUCGCACAGUCAGGCCCACCACGGUUGCUGAGGCGCAGCGACACGCCCUCACCGGACACUGGUGUAUCCGGCACGGGCGAGGCGUCUGCCCAGCACACGCCGGCGAAAACGGUUUGGCUUUCUUGUCUUUUCUACUCUGGGCCUCGUGGCUGCCUACUCCGGACCCUGUCAGUUGAAGCGGACUGCCUCAUGCAGCGUAGAGCGUCUCGGUCGAGAACACACGGCGGUGCUCGGCCAAUCCCCGACACUCCGACACUGCUGCAGAAGCCGGCCUUGAUCUUAGCUGUGAUUGGUCUUCCUGUCGGUUUCCGCUUGGGUCAGUCAAGCCCGCCUCUGCUCGCCCAUCCUGCGGCCUGUGCGUGGGUCGGUCAAGGUCUUGCCUGGUCCCCGCCCACCCUUUGCAGUGGCCUUGAGGGACUUGCGGCCGCGUCCGUGGUCCAGCACGACUUCAGCAGUCACACGGAGGGAAGCUGUAAAGCUUGUGCCGGCCUUUGCUGGCCGGUUUUUGUUGAGGGGACUAAUGAGUCUUGCGAACAGUGGGCAGUGGUCCCGUUCAGGGUUGCCUCCCCCACACAGGCCGCCAGGCUGGUGGGUGCUGGCUCCGGGGACUGGGGCGUUGGAGAACAUCGUCAAAGCCGUAGCGGGCCUGGAACGCAGUUCAUGCUAUCAAGGAAGCCACAGAAAAGCUAUGUCCUGGCGGGGCCUUUCCAUUCAAACUUGCUCAUACAUGGCCUGGCAAAUGCACCAGCAUCGAUAUCGGGCCUGGCAUGUGCUGUCCUCCAAGAAAUUGGAGGUUUCAACAAGGAGGAGUUGGAGGCUGUGCAGCAUCAUCUCGAUCAAGUCCCAUUGAAACUGCUGGGAGAAUUGUGUGAAGAUAAGUUGAUCGAGCUUGCCUCCGAUGCCGAGCUUGCAGCCGGUCACAUCCAUGCAGAACUUCCAGUCAAACAGGCUGCGGUGCAGGGCUUGGAGGCUUCUGAAAGCUCUCUGCAAGCCGGAAAGAUGCAGGAGCUGGCAGGGCGUGCAGACGUCGCAAAUCCGGAUCAAAGGCCAGUGAGGCCUAGGAAUGGUUGGCAUGAUUCUUCUGCUGCGAAACCGGAGUGGUCUGAACGUGACCUCCAGGAGCAGCUACAGCUACAGAAGGAGUUGGAAGAAAAGCAGCUGCAGCUGCAGCGGCAACAGCAGCAGCUGCAGCAACGGUUUGACCGGACCUCCAGUCUGCGGGAUGAAGGCGAGCGUCGCAAUGAUCCCAGCUUGCAAAGAGGGCUGCUUCCGGCCUCAAGCAGUUGGAACUUGCCUGAGGACGUGCCGCAGGUGCCUGCACUACGGACGUUGCAGCAUUCGCCGUCUGCGCCUGAAAUCGUGAACGGAGGGCAAGAUAAACACGCAGGUGCAGGUACCGCCUCUGCAAGAAGCUUGCUGCCGCCUGCGCGCUCAGUUGCCAGGCAACCACGCUCAGCCACGCCUGAUGCUCCAAGAAAUACUGGCCGGCCUGCAACCGAACAUCAGGGUGCCGGGACAUUCCGGGCUUCCAGCUCUGGGCGAAAUACAUCCUUCCGUGAGCGUGAGGCACCUGUACACAUUCGCCUCUACCAGGAGAAGGACGACCGCCGAAGACGUCUGGAACAGGCUCGCUUGCGGCGCCUGGAGCAGGAGGAGGAGGAUCUCCGUGCAGCAGCUGAAAGAGCUUUGGGAAGGCAGCCCAGUCCAGCCAGACCGCGCCGUGAGCCAAGCCCAGGCAAAGUGCCAGCACCACAGAGCGUGCCAGCCGGGAGGGGCGAUGGCGUCAACUCUCCAGCGACCAGAGUUAAACCUCCGGUUCCAGACAGACCUGGAAGUGCUGGACGUGCUCGUCAGACUGGCGAAGGCACCAAAGCCUCGGCACGGAAGACGACACAUGACCGCGCGCGGAGACAGGAGUCUGAGUCCAAUGAUGUCGAUGGCAUGCUCCCUGCCGGUUUGGAGACGUCAAGCAUUGCCUCGAUUGCCUCAGACUCCAAUGCCGUUGGCCAGCACAGCCUCGUGUCUGUCGGAACCGGAGUAGAGGACAGCGUGUGUGGCGAUGCAGCUACAUCGGCAGGACACGAGGACGAGGUUCAGCGUCUCCGACAGAUGGUGUCUUCCCAACAGCAGAGGAUCGACUUCUUGGAGAACAUGCACCAGCAAGCUCUGCGGCACCUGCGCAAAUCCAGAGAGGAGCUUGCGCAAGCACAACAGCAGCGUCUGGAGGAGGCUGACAAAGUAUUGGGCUUGGAACAGCUCAUCAGCGAACUACAGGUGCAUCGAUUCGAGGGCAGCAUGCAUCAUGAAUGGGAGAAUUGGCUCCGCCGUGCGCGCAGCAUCCUCGAAGGUGGAUGA